Oryza brachyantha (malo sina) is the source of this 2282-nucleotide messenger RNA. RefSeq lists its product as uncharacterized. Gene Ontology annotation, biological process: gluconeogenesis. Bases 101 to 1399 code for a protein of 432 amino acids. The transcript is spliced from 13 exons. Gene Ontology annotation, cellular component: cytosol. NCBI's taxonomy places the organism in Eukaryota, Viridiplantae, Streptophyta, Magnoliopsida, Poales, Poaceae. The record is from RefSeq and is a predicted model, not a curated record. Gene Ontology annotation, molecular function: phosphoenolpyruvate carboxykinase (ATP) activity; ATP binding.
ACUGGGCCGGUGCGAAGGCAUCGCCAGUCUCCGCCGUGAGCUCGUGGGAGGAGCAGGCGGCAGGGCGAGGACGAAGCCGCCGGGCCGGAACGCGAAGCACAUGCUGGGCCCUCUCCGCCGCGCCGCCGCUGCAGUGUCCGCACCGGCGGCGAUCCUUCGGCAGUUCCGGUGCGCUUACCAUCGAAACAAUGAGAGACUAUUGCCCUGUCGAGACCAGCAAGUUUCAUAUGGUCUUAAUUGGGCUAUUGCUGGAAAAGGUGUUGUUGUAAAAGACAAGUUGUUCUAUAACUUGGCCACAUCAGAACUUCAGAAAGGUGGUGCUGUUCACACAGAGCAUCUGUCUGGCAUUCCACUUCAUGUUAGAGGCAAUGUCAUCAGUGGGAUUCCUGAUGUUUCAAGAGCUCAAUUUGCCAAGCUUCUGAAACUGGUGACCUUUCAUCUUUCAUCCAUCUCAAGUUUGUACGUCCAAGAUGGUGCUGUUGGUUCAUCUGUGGAGUGUAAUGCAAAAGUCCGUGUUAUUAGUGAUAACCCCUCUGCUGUUAUUUUACUUUCCAAUGUCCUUUGGAAAACAUCAGAUCGUUCUAUUUCCCAUGACACAUGCCCACUGACUAUAUAUGUUGCAAGUUCCAUAAGUACUAAUGUCAGGAAUGCUCUUGGUUCUGGAAUACAAUAUGCUAAUGGGUUUGCAGCAGCAGACAUAGAACGCUCUUCACUUAUCCUAUGUGGCAAAGCAUUUGCUGAUUCCACUAUGCUCAAAGAUUCUCUUAGCGCUUUGACUGCCCCUAUAAUAUCUGCAAGGGGAGGCUUGCCAUUUCCUGGAUGGCUCCUAUCUUUUUGUGGUUCUGCUAUACUGUUGUUUGCUCCAAUGGAGGUUAUCAAGUCCUUAAAUAUUCAGGACGUUCUUGUGUCUACUGACAGUGGUGUGGUUGUCUCUUCUAAAGGAUCUAAUGUGCUAUUCCCUACAGAGGCAAGGGAACUAAAUUUGUUCGCCAAACCAACUACAGUUGUUAUCGUAUCAACAGAUAGCACUGACGCCAUACCAGCAGUAUCAAAGCUCUCUCCAGGCCAGGCUGCUUACCACUUCUUAGCAGGAUACCAUGAUGGUAAAUUUGUGCCAGCUUACACCAAGGGCCCCUCCCCUGUGGGUCCACUCGCCCUAGCGAAUUCCUUAUUUUCUCAUUUGAAAGAAGAGAAUGCACCAACAUAUCUGAUAAAUGCCAAGAACUCUGGGAAGUAUAUAACUGGCAAGCAGUUCAUGAGGCUAAUAGAGAGAACAUUAUUGAACAAUUUGCCAGACUACAAAUCUGAAGAUAUGAGAGUUGGGGAAUUGAAGGGGAACUACAAGAGCUUUUUAUCCAUCAAGUUUGGCAAAUAUUUACCUGAGGAGUUCACUUUCUGAGAGUACAGUCAAUGAUUUAGUGUACAUUUACCACACUUUUAACUUGAACUGGGAUAGGGUCCCCCUUUCUCCUCAACUCUCAACCACAAGACACAUUACCAUGACGUCAUUAUAUAUUUCUCUCUUGGUUCUGGCAUGGUUAAUUAGACUGUAUCUGCUGUAAAUGAAUUCAAAUGUUGUGCACAAGCAUGUCAACUACUAAUUUAGUAGCAGCAGAACUCCUGAAGCUUCUUGCGACUGGGAACUCCAAAUCGUCCCUCUCUGUACACCUUUAUGUAGAGAGUCUCUUCCCACCCAUUAAUCCAUUAUCCCAGCUUCAAUAUUUGCUGCACACCAUCGGUACAUUUUAUAUGCUAACAAAGUUAGCGAUCGCAGGUUUACAAGCUGCUCUUUUUCUUCACGUUGCAAUGUUACUGUUCCCAGGACACACGAGUCCUGGCACUGCAGCCUUGUGGAGUACUGGGAUCACAAUGAGAUGUCAGAGCUUCACAUGGUUUCACUGAGAAGGAACUGGUCCGGUGGUCCCUUGACCAUGGCCUAUACUUCUCUUUAUCUCCAUUAACAAGAGAAGUAGUGGACGCCUCAUCAGGGCAAAUAAAUGACGAUGAAUUUAUGGUCUUAUGGAAAGAUGACCAUUCUCAGCAUAGAUCUAACCGGUCGUUGCCUUACCGUAUCCAUCCUUGCGAGUCGCAUGAAUAAUUUAGCAGGCAUAAUGAAGACUAUUGUAUGGACUGUUUAGUUCAUGUGGUCAAGGGAAAUGUUGAAUCUGAAUAGUAGCUGGAGCAAAUCCAUUAUUGAUGAGCAAAUAGCCUGAUCAAAAACCUGCUUGCUAUCACAUGUAUGAUAGGCCUUUUUUGUCCAAUAAUGCAUAAGCCGUUACCAU